Molecule: messenger RNA, 839 nt
Organism: Anguilla anguilla (European eel)
Lineage: Eukaryota; Metazoa; Chordata; Actinopteri; Anguilliformes; Anguillidae
Product: peptidyl-prolyl cis-trans isomerase FKBP8-like
Exons: 7
Coding region: 426-821 (131 amino acids)
Source: RefSeq, a predicted model, not a curated record
GUCUCGUCUGCCUGCCUCAUUCCCAUCAUUGCAGUGCCUCAUUGAAGUCUAUUGCAUCGCCCAAGCCAAUGGAGACGCUGUAGGUUAAUAGUCAACAUGAGCAAGAGGAGAGGAGAUAUCCGGCACUUUUUUGGUUCUAAAAAAAGAGAAGCAGAGGGAGGUCCGAAUGACAGUCAGCAGGCAGGAGGAGGUCAGGAGGACAGUGAGCAGGCAGGACCUAGUAGCAAAGAGAGGACAGGCUAUUGCGUAAGAAGGUUCUGGAGCCAGGUUCUGAGCAUGCUCUCCGGCCUGUAUGGGAUCAGGAGGUGACAGUGCAGUUGCAGGGGGUACUGGAAGACAGGACUGUGGUGGAGAAGGAUACCAAGCUCACCUUUAUCAUUGGCGAGGGUGACGUUAACCAGGCCCUGGAAGAGUGUGUGCUAUCCAUGGAGCUGAAAGAGAUCAGCUUGCUGCUGGCAGAUUCACACUACACAUACGGACUUCUGGGAAGGGACCCGGACAUUCCAGCCUGCAGCCCCCUGCUGUACCAGCUCCAGCUCCUGGACAUCAGGGAAAAGCCAGACCCCCUGGACCUGCUCAUCUCUGACCGGAUCCGAAUUGGCAACCAGAAACGGGAGCGGGGGAACUUCUUCUUCCAGAGGGAGGAGUUUGUCAUGGCAGCACAGUCCUACUGCAUGGCCUUGCAUGUCCUGACCACACAGACCAGAGUGAGACGGAAGCCUGGAACGAGAGAUGCGCGCGGGAGCUACGUGACCCCUCUUCCUGCUGUCCUGUGUUUAUUCUGCUUGUUUUGUGUUGUAAUAUUGUGGAACACACAAUAAAUGCCCGUGUGUGUCUCA